Messenger RNA from Drosophila eugracilis, 528 nucleotides. Its product is annotated as extensin. The transcript is spliced from 2 exons. The coding region runs from base 108 to 416 and encodes 102 amino acids. Lineage: Eukaryota; Metazoa; Arthropoda; Insecta; Diptera; Drosophilidae. The record is from RefSeq and is a predicted model, not a curated record.
CCAUCGGCAUGAGUUGGCCAAAGAGUUUUGGGCAUAUAAAAGCCAUGGGAGAUCAUCGCAUCCACAGCACACAUCUUUCGUAGAGCGUAGUCUAAACACUUGAAAUCAUGAAAUUCCUGAUCAUUGCCGUUGCCUUCUUGGCCUGCGCCUUCGCUGAUGUUUCGGAGCUUCCUGGCUACGAUUAUCAACAGCCUGCUCCUGCUGCUCCCGUAGAGACCUACAUUCCACCUGCACCCCCAGCACCUGCACCAGCUCCCAUCGAGACCUACAUUCCCCCGGCACCCCCAGCACCUGAGUACAUCCCACCUGCACCUGUCCAAGCUGAGGAGCCCAUCAUCGAGGAGAUCGAGCAGCCUGCUCAGGAUGGUUACCGUUACAAGACUGUCCGCCGUCGUGUCUUCCGUCACCGCAACUAAAUUGAAAGUUAAUUGUUAUUGUUAAUUUGUUGACUCGAGUGUAAUUGCUGAAAUGCCAUCCUCUGAAAUUCACUUUGAGAGUAAAGAAAUGAAGAGAAGUUGUAACUGAAAA